Messenger RNA from Symphalangus syndactylus (siamang), 1543 nucleotides. RefSeq names its product cell division cycle protein 27 homolog. Gene Ontology annotation, molecular function: protein binding. Gene Ontology annotation, biological process: anaphase-promoting complex-dependent catabolic process; protein ubiquitination; metaphase/anaphase transition of mitotic cell cycle. The record is from RefSeq and is a predicted model, not a curated record. Lineage: Eukaryota; Metazoa; Chordata; Mammalia; Primates; Hylobatidae. Gene Ontology annotation, cellular component: anaphase-promoting complex; cytoplasm.
AUGACGGUGCUGCAGGAACCCGUCCAGGCUGCUAUAUGGCAAGCACUAAACCACUAUGCUUACCGAUAUGCCGUUCUCCUCACAGAAAGUCUUUAUGCAGAAGUACACUCAGAAGAACCCUGUUUACUGGGGACCUGUUAUUACCACCCAGGAAAGGCCUAUAAAGCAUAUAGACUCUUGAAAGGACACAGUUGUCCUACACCGCAAUGCAGAUAUCUGCUUGCAAAAUGUUGUUUUGAUGUCAGCAAGUUUGCAGAAGGGGAACAAAUCUUAUCGGGUGGAGUGUUUAAUAGGCAGGAAAGCCAUGAUGGCAUUGUUAUUGAGUUUGGUGAUUCAGCUUGCUUUCCCUUUCCAUUGUUGGGACAUGUAUAUUGCAAGACAGAUCGGCUUGCCAAAGGAUCAGAGUGUUACCAAAAGAGCCUUAGUUUAAAGCCUUUCCUCUGGCAUCCCUUUGAAUCAUUAUGUGAAAUAGGUGAAAAGCCAGAUCCUGACCAAACAUUUAAAUUCACAUCUUUACAGAACUUUAGCAACUGUCUGCCCAACUCUUGCACAACACAAGUACCUAAUCAUAGUUUAUGUCACAGACAGGCUGAGGCUGUUCUUACGGAAACACCCCAGGACACAAAUGAAUUAAACAGAUUGAAUUUAGAAUCUUCCAAUUCAAAGUACUCCUUGAAUACAGAUUCCCCAGUGUCUAUUGAUUCAGCUGUAAUUUCACCUGAUACUGUCCCACUUGGAACAGGAACUUCCAUAUUAUCUAAACAGGUUCAAAAUAAACCAAAAACUGGUCGAAAUUUAUUAUUAGGAGGACCAGCAUCUGUUAGUCCAUUAACCCCGAGUUUUGGGAUUUUGCCAUUAGAUACCCCAAGUCCUGGAGAUGGAUCCUAUUUACAAAACUACACUAAUACACCUUCUGUAAUUGAUGUGCCAUCCACCGGAGCCUCUUCAAAAAAGUCUGUUGCCAGAAUUGGCCAAACUGGAGCAAAGUCUGUCUUCACACAGAGUGGAAAUAGCCGAGAGGUAACUCCAAUUCUUGCACAAACAGAAAGUUCUGGUCCAUAAAUAAGUACAACAUCUCAGGUAUUGAGCCCCACUAUGACAUCUCCCCCAAAUGCACUGCCUCGAAGAAGUUCACCACUCUUUACUAGUGACAGUUCCACAACCAAGGAGAAUAGGAAAAAACUAAAAAUGAAGUGUCCACCUAAAAUCCCAAGCAGAAAAACAAAAAGUAAAACUAACGAAGGAUGAAUAACUCAACCUAACACAAACGGCGGCCUGGAAAUGACAAAAUUGGACUCUUCCAUCAUUUCAGAAGGGAAAAUAUCCAAAACCACACCUCAGAUUCAGGCUUCUAAUCUACAAAAAGCAGCAGCAGAAGGCUUGAUGAACCUUCUUCGUGAAAGGGGGAAAGGUUCUUUAGCUUUGUGUUCUUAACACUGCAAACAAGCUAUCAAUAUUUUGAGCCAUCUACCUUCUGACCACUACAACACUGGUUGGGUACUGUGCCAAAUUGGAAAGGCCUAUUUUGAACUUUCAGAGUACA